Trichoderma harzianum CBS 226.95 is the source of this 1803-nucleotide messenger RNA. RefSeq lists its product as hypothetical. NCBI's taxonomy places the organism in Eukaryota, Fungi, Ascomycota, Sordariomycetes, Hypocreales, Hypocreaceae. The transcript has 3 exons. The record is from RefSeq and is a predicted model, not a curated record. Gene Ontology annotation, molecular function: carbohydrate:proton symporter activity. Gene Ontology annotation, biological process: transmembrane transport; carbohydrate transport. Gene Ontology annotation, cellular component: membrane. The coding region runs from base 1 to 1803 and encodes 600 amino acids.
AUGAACUUGGCAACCAACGAGGGGUCUGGCAUAGCCGACCAACACCAUAUACACGCUGUCAACUCUGCAGCAAAAAAUACCAAAGGUCAACCACACAAUUCCAGAAUCACCUCGGACAGAGGGAUCGCUGGAGAUGAGAAAGAUGGCACAUUUAUAUCUCCGAUAGAUGGAACUGUCCAUAAGUCACCAGUGGCGGUAUCCAAGUUGGCGGACCUGAGUGCCGACGCUAGCACCGCUGCCGACAGUGAACGAAAAAUGAGCCUACUAGAAGGUAUAAGGUUAUACCCAAAAGCCAUAUUCUUCUCAUUUGCUCUUUCGCUGGCCGUAGUCAUGGAAGGCUAUGAUACAUGGCUGUUGAGCAGUUUCUAUGGCAUGGCGGCGUUCGCCAAGAAGUACGGUCAAUACACUGGCCUCGACAAAGAAGGCAACCCAACAUAUCAACUCAGUGCCACAUGGCAGAAUGCUCUCGGAAACGGAACUAGCGCCGCUCAAAUUAUUGGACUGUUCAUCAAUGGUAUUGUUGCGGAAAGGAUUGGAUACCGCUGGACUAUGAUUGGAGCUUUAUUCGCCAUUACAUGCUUCAUUUUUAUACAGUUCUUUGCUGUUAAUGUAGAGAUGCUUCUUGCUGGAUAUAUCAUGUCUGGGUUGCCAUGGGGCGUCUUCCAAACCUUGACGACAACAUAUGCAGCAGAAGUCUGUCCGGUUCCUUUGCGCGCAUAUCUCACUACCUAUGUAAAUCUCUGCUGGGUCAUAGGACAAUUAAUUGCCUCCGGAGUCUUGAAAGGGUUCGUAUCUGGCGACACUGAAUGGUCUUACCGUAUUCCGUAUGCCAUUCAAUGGGUGUGGCCCAUUCCAAUCGCCAUAGCUACUUUCUUCGCUCCUGAAUCACCAUGGUGGCUCGUACGUCACGGAAAGAUAGAGCAAGCUCGUGAAGCUCUCCUCCGCCUUACUUCUCAGAAGACCAAUCCGAAUUUUAAUGUCGAAGAAACUUUAUCUAUGAUGAUUCAUACCCACCAAAUGGAGAUUGAGCAAACAUCUGGCACCUCAUACUGGGAUUGCUUCAAAGGUGUUGAUCUUCGCCGAACAGAAUUAGCUGUCAUGACAUGGGUGAUCCAACACACGUCCGGCUCACCCAUGAUUGGCGCUGGCACAUAUUUCAUGGAACAGGCUGGCCUCUCGCCCUCCAAUGCUUUUUCGCUUGGUGUUGGUCAAUCCGCAAUGGCUUUCGUCGGUACAGUUGGGUCAUGGUUUUUGAUGCCACAUUUUGGCCGCCGAACGCUGUACCUCUGGGGACAAAUUCUCAUGUUCACAAUUUUGGUGACUGUUGGUGUUCUUGGGAUACCAAAGCUCAAUUCCGGUAUUAGUUGGGCUACCGGCGCACUUAUUCUCAUUCUCACCUUUGCCUACGACCUCACAGUUGGACCAGUCUGCUACUCACUCGUGGCUGAGCUACCAUCAAAUCGCCUUCGAAUCAAGACUGUCGCUUUAUCGCGCAACUCAUACCUUGCCUCUGGUUUCGUCACUAGUACUCUUCAGGCGCGUUUAAUAAACCCAACUGCCUGGAAUUGGCGUGGAAAGGCAGCUUUCCUCUGGGCUGGAACCAACUUGGUUGGCAUUGUUUGGACUUAUUUCCGUCUGCCAGAACCUAAAGGUCUUACCUUUGCUGAUAUUGAUGUGCUCUUUGAGAAGCGCGUUCCGGCGCGUAAAUUCAGCAAAUUCGCCGUCGAUCCAUAUCACUCUGAUGAUAUCGCUUCCAUUGAAGAGGAAGAGAAUGUCGGUGAUAAUUAUGCGAAGAGGAAAUAA